AUCCACAUUCACUAUUGUUUUUUUUAGUUAACUUUUUCGGUUUGGAUCCUUAGCCCAAUGGCAACAAUGAUGCUACAUGUUGCCUGAGGAGGGCCACAUGUUAAAAAAAGAAAAAUCAAUGAUUCAAAAAGUAUCACCUAAUCUUUGAAUUGAACCAUAAAUUUGUUUCAAUUGUUAGCAGUUUAUUUUAACCAAGUUUGGUACAUAAUCUCUCUACAUUAGUUUGAUGAGUAUUGAAUGAGUAUUGAUUCUCUUCAAUUAAUUUCAUACCAAACUUGAGUUAUGGAUACAAUCCCAACUCGGCCCUACCAUAAUUGUUCUCGUUUCUGAUUUCUGUAGUCACGGCUUUGAUUUCUGUGAUAGCUUCUCUCAGAUGAGAAGAUAGAUCCGAGUUUUAAUGAAAACCAUUCCAUAAAAUUAGUGAAGACAAAUCAGGCAGAGAUCAGAAUCCUUGAACCCAUCACUCAUGGGUUCGGAUCAGGCUCUGUUCCGCAACAGCCUCCUCGCCCUGUACCUCAUCGGACCGCCGACCGCCGUCGCCCUGAGGUUCCUUCAGGCGCCGUACGGGAAGCACAACCGGCCGGGGUGGGGGCCGACUAUGUCCGCGCCCUUGGCCUGGUUCCUGAUGGAGAGCCCCACCCUGUGGCUCACCCUCCUCCUCUUCCCCUUCGGCGAUCACUCCUCCGAGCCCAAGCCGAUCCUUCUCAUCUCCCCCUUCCUCCUCCACUACCUCCAUCGCACCUGCCUCUACCCAAUUCGGCUUCUCCGGCAACGGAAUUCCGCCGCGGGUUUCCCGGUGGCGGUGGCGCUCAUGGCAUUCGGGUUCAAUGUGCUGAAUUCUUACCUGCAAACCAGAUCGGUGUCUCACUACAAGAGCUACGAGGGAGACGGGUGGUUUUGGUGGCGGUUUUCCGUUGGGGCGGUGGUUUUUGCGACGGGGAUGGGAGUGAAUAUUUGGUCGGACGGUGUUUUGGUAGGACUGAAGAGGGCCGGCGGCGGGUAUAAACUGCCGACGGGAGGGUGGUUUGAGUUGGUGAGUUGCCCUAAUUACUUGGGGGAGGUGGUGGAGUGGCUGGGCUGGGCCGUGAUGUGCUGGUCCUGGGCCGGGCUUGGGUUUUUCCUUUACACGUGUGCCAACUUGGUGCCUAGGGCACGUGCGAACCACACGUGGUAUCUGAACAAGUUUGGGGAGGAUUAUCCCACGACUAGGAAGGCCAUUAUUCCCUUCUUGUAUUGAGAAUGUACCAAAGUGGGAAUUAAAAUACCCCUGUAAAAUUUUAUAUUAUAUCUAUAUGGAAAUUUAAAGAAAAUUUCUCUUC
Molecule: messenger RNA, 1319 nt
Organism: Momordica charantia (bitter melon)
Lineage: Eukaryota; Viridiplantae; Streptophyta; Magnoliopsida; Cucurbitales; Cucurbitaceae
Gene: DET2
Product: 3-oxo-5-alpha-steroid 4-dehydrogenase family protein
Biological process (GO): brassinosteroid biosynthetic process
Cellular component (GO): membrane
Molecular function (GO): 3-oxo-5-alpha-steroid 4-dehydrogenase activity
Source: RefSeq, a predicted model, not a curated record